Messenger RNA from Caenorhabditis remanei, 1593 nucleotides. RefSeq lists its product as uncharacterized. The record is from RefSeq and is a predicted model, not a curated record. The transcript is spliced from 8 exons. Lineage: Eukaryota; Metazoa; Nematoda; Chromadorea; Rhabditida; Rhabditidae. The coding region runs from base 1 to 1593 and encodes 530 amino acids.
AUGUUCAACCGUUGGGUAUUUCUACUGCUCCUGGUCAGCGUCGCCUUCACCGAGACUUCGAAAGUCCACGAUGUUCUGAAAACUGUGGGAAAACGAUUUGGUUCAGUAUUAGGACUGCCCGACCGCAACAACCAAAAACCGCAAUAUUUUGGAGUUUAUGUCAGCGAUGCGGAUACCUAUGGAACUCUCACCGAACAAGCAGUGCUCGAGUUGAAAAAUAAAACUGCGUUCGAAGUGAUGACUCAAUUCAUCGUGGCAUCCUCGGCAAGUAAUGCAGGAUUCAAGCAAGGCCUUGUGUUGCUCGGGAAACGAAUGCUCCCAGAUUUUGUUGCUGAAGUUUGUAGGAAGAAAAUGAACAAGUAUCAAUACUUGAAAUAUUUGACUCAAAACGCGGCACUCUACUUCCCUACGGACAAUUAUAAGGAGGCGUACAAUAUCUCAAAAACGGAUCGAUACUCAAAUGUAUUCAAUUUCGAUAUAUAUCAAAGAGAUACUAUGGCAGUGGAUACUAGAAUUGAGUUCGAUAUCAUAAUGAAUGCUACGUAUCACUAUGGUCAAAUUUUCCAUAUCAGUUAUAUCCAUCAAGGUGGACUGUGUCCGGAUAUCGGAAAAGUUAGUCAUUCGAGUCGAAAUUCAUUUGAUUUGAUUAUUGAUGAUGUCGAAGGAAUCAACGAGCAUAACAGAACGAAAAUGUUCUUGGAUCUCUUUACACCCCAGCCAUGGCAAUACGAGCACUAUCAUCCGAAUGAUCUACCGACCACGUGGAUGUAUAGAUUCAACAAGGAUGAGACAAAAGUCUUUGUCUGUCAAGAAGGUGUGAUGGAUGUGGUUGAGUACACCAUAUCCCAAUUCGACUCAUGGUACUUCCACUUCGGAACAAUGUGGCAUCCGGACGCCAAAAUGGAGACGAGCGAGGCGUUCAAGUUGUCUAUAACUUUAUUCAAGGAUUAUGAUAUCGUGGGAAGGACCACCAUGAAACUUCAAAUGGGUGUCAGUCCAGAUGCCGCGAUUCGGGACUGGAACUUUAAAUUUCAAGCAAGAAGGAGAGGAGAAGAAAACUGGAUAAUCGAUCGAGUUGAAGUGCCAUGUAACCCGGAAGUGAAAUAUAAAGAUGAAUCACUUGUGGCAAUUCGUGAUAUUGUCGCAAAGAAGUUUGUGGACUACGUGGAAGAACGCAACGCCACUCAAUGGUAUUCAACUAUUGAUUUUGUGAAGGAGUUCACGAAAAAGGGAAAAGUGGAUUUUGUAUACUGUGAUGCGGGUGCUGUAUCUAAGAGUUACCAACUCAUACUUUUCACUCACGACAAGGGACAACUUUACAGUACCAAGUUUACGAAAUACUGGAUGGAUAAAUCCGAUAUCCCAAGCCCUGCUCCCGAUACCUAUGAGUUUCGUUUCAAGACAAUGUCCGAGGCGGCGACUGCUACUCCAGAGUUUGAGUAUGAACAUGAAUGGACUAUACACUUCGAAUGGGAUCAGAUGGAUCAGUUCUAUCAUAUUGAUAAGAUUGAAAUGGGAUGUGGCAAAGAGUUCAAGGACGGAGAGGCUAUGGCGGCGGACUAUUUGGUCUUCAACUUGGGUGGAAAGAAGUAG